GGCAAGGCGUAAGGUAAACGGAAGGCGCGCCAGUUUCAGCGUGUUGUGUUCUUCCUGUUUUGCGCCGGUUGUUGUGCCUUGUUGCGUGUCUGUUGCGAAUGGGAAGUGGUUUAGUGUGCUGUAAUACAUUGGAGCGGAAGAAUGUCUUCGUUCACGGCACUAGAUAUAGCAGUUCAGGAUCUGAAGUCACUGAAAGAUUUUAUGACGGAAGCUAAGGAUGCUGUACGCAGCAUGGCCAACGAAAUUCGCGAAACACAUUCGGGAGACGAGGUGAAAGAAUGCUUUGAAACCCUGAAAGAGUACAUGGUGAGCAUCAUCAACAUAGAGCAGGACGCAAGAAGUUUGGUUGACGCAACAGAUGCAGUUAAGCAACAGGCUUUAACGGAUCAAGUAACAGAUGUUCAGUUGAAGAACCUCCUCUCACAACGCUUUGCCGCUGUACACUCAACCCUGAAGGAUCCACGCCAGCAGAGAUCAUACAAAGACCUUCUGCAGACUAUUGAGGCGGGCGAUGAAGAAGCAUCUAGAGCAAGACGCAGCGAUGCAGACGUGAGCCUUCAUGUUUCGGAUGAGAACAGAGUCUGGAAGGACCCCAUAACACAGUGUAAUGUGAAGAUGCCUGUGAAGAAUUCCAUCUGUGGGCACAUUUAUGACAAGGAGAGCAUUGGCCUUUACAUGAAGGCGACAAGGAACCCGAGGUGCCCAUUUGUAGGCUGCAACAACCGAACGUCUCUGCUCAAGACGGAGCUUGUAGACGACCACUAUGUAUUGCGGAAAAUUCAAGAAAGCCAGAAAGCCAACACUUGAGUCACAUUGUACAUGAUGGCAGAUGGCAUUAAAGUUAUUUUAAAGGACUGAAAUUCAAA
Messenger RNA from Ornithodoros turicata, 866 nucleotides. Its product is annotated as E3 SUMO-protein ligase NSE2-like. The record is from RefSeq and is a predicted model, not a curated record. Lineage: Eukaryota; Metazoa; Arthropoda; Arachnida; Ixodida; Argasidae. The transcript has 5 exons. The coding region runs from base 142 to 807 and encodes 221 amino acids. Gene Ontology annotation, molecular function: SUMO ligase activity; zinc ion binding. Gene Ontology annotation, cellular component: nucleus; Smc5-Smc6 complex. Gene Ontology annotation, biological process: protein sumoylation; double-strand break repair via homologous recombination.